CCCUCUGCAUAUUUUACUCUCCGGCUCCUGUCAGCCGAGACCCUUCGUCACUUUCCGCCCGCUGUCUCCACUCUGCGGCUGGGUACAGUUCCUGGACCAAACCCUUUCUUACAUUUCUACGGACCGCUACUUCUCCCUCUCACUUUGCCAUGAGCCGCAGGGUUGUACGUCAGAGCAAAUUUCGCCAUGUCUUUGGCCAGGCAAUGAAAGCUGACCAAUGUUAUGAAGACAUACGAGUGUCAAAAGUGACAUGGGAUAGUUCCUUCUGUGCGGUUAAUCCCAAAUUUGUGGCCAUCAUUGUGGAAUCUGGUGGAGGAGGAGCCUUCCUAGUCCUACAACUGGCCAAAACUGGGCGUGUGGAUAAAAAUCACCCCUUGGUAUGUGGGCAUACAGCGCCUGUGCUUGACAUUGACUGGUGUCCACACAAUGACAAUGUCAUUGCCAGCGGCUCUGAAGAUUGUACAGUCAUGGUUUGGCAGAUCCCAGAUCAUGUAGCACUCCGGUCUAUAACAGACCCCAUUGUUGUCUUGGAGGGGCACUCGAAGAGAGUCGGGAUUAUCACAUGGCAUCCAACUGCCCGGAACAUUUUACUUAGUGCAGGCAGUGAUAAUAUGAUCAUUAUUUGGAAUGUGGGGACUGGGGAGCCCCUGAUAACUCUCGAUGACCUACACACUGACCUGAUUUACAAUGUCUGCUGGAACCGCAAUGGCAGCCUCAUCUGCACCACCUGCAAGGACAAGAAAGUGCGCGUCAUUGAUCCGAGGGAGCAGCGCAUCGUUGCUGAAAAGAAUAAAGCACACGAAGGUGCUCGCCCAAUGAGGGCCAUCUUUAUGUCCAACGGUAAAAUCUUCACCACGGGAUUCAGCAAGAUGAGUGAACGGCAGCUGGCACUCUGGGACCCGAAAAACUUUGAUGAACCAAUAGCACUUCAGGAAAUGGACACCAGUAAUGGAGUACUUCUGCCAUUUUAUGAUCCAGACUCCAAUAUAGUGUAUCUCUGUGGAAAGGGUGAUAGCAGUAUUCGAUAUUUUGAAAUCACAGAAGAAGCUCCAUAUGUUCAUUACAUUAGCACAUUCAGCAGUAAGGAGCCACAGAGGGGAAUGGGUUUCAUGACAAAGAGAGGCCUGGAUGUCAGCAGAUGUGAAAUUGCAAGGUUUUUCAAGUUACAUGAACGGAAAUGUGAACCGAUUACAAUGACAGUGCCUCGCAAGUCAGAUCUUUUCCAAGAUGACUUGUACCCAGAUACACAAGGUCCUGAGCCAGCAUUAGAGGCUGAGGAAUGGAUGGCUGGCAAGAACGCUGAUCCCAUCCUUAUCUCAUUGAGAGAUGGGUACAUUCCACCCAAAAACAGAGAACUGAAGUUUGCCAAGAAGAACAUUCUGGAUAACAAGCCGCCUCUCGGACCUCGACGAAGCUACUCCACAUGUGAAUCAAAUUUUUCUCGUGUAACCGUGGAAGAACUAAUGGACGAAAUUAAAUCACUGAAGGUGAUAGUCCAGUCCCAGGAGAGACGCAUUACUGAGUUAGAGAACAAGCUCUCAAAAUUCACAAAUGGCACAGCUUAAUCAUAUCUUCAGCUCAAGCAUGCACUCCAAGGUAUAAGUGCUUCCUGCCAAGCCAAUUCAACUCAUCAGUGCCCACCCUGAGAACUCUGGUGGCAAUUGACAGUAGCUUUUAUAAAAAUCUACAUAAAAGUAUGUGCAUUCUUAACUCCAGUCAGGCAAGACCACAUGGAAGUAUUUAAUAUUUUGUUCUGGAGGUUAAUUGAAGAAUUAAGCGAUGUUUGGGAACUACAGUGAACUAAAAAGUCGAGCUACAUCUGAUCAGUGUUCCUACAUGUGGUCAUGGACUACUAUUGUUAGUGAGCAUUACAGUCUCCAUGAGCAGAGAUCCUGAACAUAAAUGCCAGAACUUAUCUUUGGACUGAGGGAAGGGGAGGGGAAGGAAUGACCUCACCAUGCAGACCACGAGGUCUAAUCAAGGGCAUCGGCUGGAUGGUGAGAUAGUCUGGAUUGCAACUUUUUCACGUAUAUGAUUCAUAAAGCAAAUUAACUUUGAAACAAACUCCAGGCUAAUAUGCUUACAAAGUUCCUCAGCUUGUGGCUCCAUUGCUUUUGGCAAAUAAGAUAAUUGUGUCUUUGAGUUCUGCUCAGGUAUAGUCAGACAAUAUUUAGUGAUUCUAAUUUUAAGUUCAUGAUUUGCACUGUAUAAGGUUGUGGCAGUAUUUGGCACUUGGCAAAAUUGAUAUUUUGUAGCAUUUGUAGGUGCACACAGGCUAUAAAGAGUGGAUGAUGUAGUUUCUAUGGGUCAUUGCAAAGCCAGUAUACUCCUUUUGUGAGUCAGUUCCAAAAUCGUGACAUACAGUGCUAGCAAAUCCAUAGGGCAUUCUCCACUAUUUUCUUUACAUUUAUGAAUAAAAUGAUCUUGUUCCAAGAACUCUUCAUCUUCAGGAAUGAAAAUAUUUUAAAAUAACAAUUUGUACAUGUGAUAUUUGGUAUAAGCAUUGUGGCAAAAAGAAGUGCUAUUUUAUUUUUGUGGUGGAUUUAUACUAUUGUUUUCUAUGUCCAUGCUCGAAAUUACAA
Messenger RNA from Hemiscyllium ocellatum (epaulette shark), 2582 nucleotides. RefSeq names its product coronin-6-like. The coding region runs from base 150 to 1565 and encodes 471 amino acids. Lineage: Eukaryota; Metazoa; Chordata; Chondrichthyes; Orectolobiformes; Hemiscylliidae. Gene Ontology annotation, biological process: actin filament organization; cell migration. The record is from RefSeq and is a predicted model, not a curated record. The transcript has 11 exons. Gene Ontology annotation, molecular function: actin filament binding.